Molecule: messenger RNA, 408 nt
Organism: Lachancea fermentati
Lineage: Eukaryota; Fungi; Ascomycota; Saccharomycetes; Saccharomycetales; Saccharomycetaceae
Source: the annotation of a GenBank genome assembly
AUGGGUGCUUGGUUGUUUGUACUAGCGGUUGUUUUGAACUGUGUUAACCUAUUUGCUCAGGUGCACUUUACUAUUUUAUACGCUGAUUUGGAAGCGGACUACAUCAACCCUAUCGAGUUGUGCUCGAAGGUCAACAAACUGAUCACGCCGGAAGCUUGUUUGCACGGGUUCAUCUCGUUGCUGUUCCUCUUGAACGGGUACUGGUUUGUGUUUUUGAUCAACGCACCUCUGUUUGCGUUCAACGCCAACAAGAUCUACAAAAGGUUGCAACUAUUGGAUGCCACGGAGAUUUUCAGGACUUUGGGCAAGCACAAGCGGGAGAGUUUUUUGAAAUUAGGUUUCUACCUGUUGAUGUUCUUUUUCUACUUGUACAGAAUGAUUAUGACAUUAAUCGCCGAAAGCGAGUGA